AUGAAUUGCGAUGAGAAUAUGGAGUCCAAUGUUUAUUUUCACAUACAAGAUGAGGCAGAAAGGCUGCUUAAAGAGAUUGAACUGAUGAAGAAGAAUGUCGAGAACUCUGAAUUGUAUGCUGGAAUGCGCUUCGAUCUCGAACACAAUGAAACUUUUCAACAAUGUUUGUUUCGCCUUUUAGGUUCCCAUUCACAUGUUCAGGUGGUAAUCUAUGCUUUGGGAAGCAUGGAAUAUAGUUUCCAUUCACAGUUUCAGCUUGCCGUAGUUCUCCUACUUAAACAAGAUAUUUCCAAUUGGAUUGGCAAUAUACAAGUAUAUGAUCCUUUAAUGUCUCCAGCUGACAUGCUAGUUUUCAGAAAACUGGAUGUUGAGAUGUUGACCAUUGAUGAAAAUUGUAAGAGGCAAGUUCGGAGACCAACAAUGUUCUACAUGCCACUUCCUAGUUAUUGGCUUAUCGGCAACCUAUUGGGAGCAAAUUGGUCUUCGUCUUGUAUUAACCAGAUUUUUCUAUUGACAAACUCAUUUCGCUAUUUGCUGACCAAUAUUUCAUCAUGUAAUCAGAAUGGAGAAACAUCACAUCGCGUAGAGAGAAUUCUCCCCUUCACAACAGAGUUUGACAUAAAAACUAGUCAUGAGGAGAUCUAUACUAAUGUGUUCUCAAGAUUUUCUUGGCGUUUCUUUGAUGUCGGUCCCAACGUUAACAUGGAAACAUCACUCCCUGAUCGACAUUGGUUGGAUUGGCAAAGGUAUCUUGAAGAAGUAUUUUUGGAAAUUAUGCAAAGCGACAUGUCUAGUGAGGGAUUUGCGCAAUUUCUUGGGGAAAAUCGCGGGCCUCGUCAUUUAAGAUGCAACUCGGUUCCUCCUCCUUUAGGUUGGAUUAAGCUAAACAUUUAUGGGAUCGGUACAGAAGGUGAUCAGCCAGGACGAUUUAGUGGCGUUUUUCAAGAUGAUACUGGAAUUUGUUUAGGUAAGUAUAGUGGUACCAUUGAUGCUAAUGACAAUGUGAUUGCUGGACUGGAGGCCUUGAGGAAUGGAUUAGUCAGAUGUGUUGAAGGAAAGCCGAAGGCACAGAAGUUGAUGGUGGAGUCCGAUAACGUUAUACUAAUCCAAUAUCUUAAUGGUCAACCUGAGCCAAAUGAACUAACCAUGUGCAGGUUGAAAGAAAUUUUUGCCUUUCUAAAACAUAUAACUUGUGCAUUUUAUCACGUGUAUGAAGAAGCCAAUGAAGCUGCUAGAGACUUGGCUUUGAGAGAUGAAUGUCAUAAUCGCGCAUAG
Solanum verrucosum is the source of this 1275-nucleotide messenger RNA. RefSeq lists its product as uncharacterized. Gene Ontology annotation, biological process: microtubule-based process. The coding region runs from base 1 to 1275 and encodes 424 amino acids. The record is from RefSeq and is a predicted model, not a curated record. NCBI's taxonomy places the organism in Eukaryota, Viridiplantae, Streptophyta, Magnoliopsida, Solanales, Solanaceae. Gene Ontology annotation, molecular function: nucleic acid binding; RNA-DNA hybrid ribonuclease activity. The transcript has 3 exons. Gene Ontology annotation, cellular component: cytoplasm; nucleus.